Arabidopsis thaliana (thale cress) is the source of this 1823-nucleotide messenger RNA. Its product is annotated as Serine/threonine-protein kinase WNK (With No Lysine)-like protein. The record is from RefSeq and is marked reviewed. Lineage: Eukaryota; Viridiplantae; Streptophyta; Magnoliopsida; Brassicales; Brassicaceae. The coding region runs from base 793 to 1590 and encodes 265 amino acids. The transcript is spliced from 6 exons.
CGGCUAAACCCUAACUUGUCGCCGGGAUUUCGAUUAACAUAAUUCUGUUUCACUAAAAAAGACUCAGAAGAAAAAAGAAAAAGAACAGUAGUGAGAGAAAGUAAGAGCGAGUCUGUGGUUGACAAAACUCUUUUGCUCUCGCAGAGAAAAGAUAACUUAUUUUUUUUUCUUUAAAAUAUUUGGAAACAAAAGAGACUCUGUCUGAAGAAAGCUAAAGACUUGUGAUGAUUCUUGACAAAAGAAACUGUGUCUUUGGAGAACUCUGAAGUAAGAGAGACAGAGAAAGACAAAGAGAGAGACAUGGUGGGCUCAGGAGUUGGAGGAGGAGAUAGAAGCAAAGAUGCUGUAGGAAUGAUGGCACUUCAUGAAGCACUUAGAAGCGUCUGUUUUAACUCCGACUGGAUUUACUCUGUCUUCUGGACCAUUCGUCCCCGACCGAGGGUCCGUGGUGGUAAUGGCUGCAAGAUUGGUGAUGAAAGUGGCAGCUUGAUGUUGAUGUGGGAAGAUGGGUUUUGUGGUGGAGGAAGAAGUGAAGAUCUUUGUCUGGAAACAGACAUUGAAGGUCAUGAAGAAGAUCUUGUCAGAAAAGCUUUCAGCAAGAUGUCCAUUCAGUUAUAUAAUUAUGGAGAAGGGUGGGUACUGGGUAGGUGUUAUAUAUAAGUAAUUAUGGACCAAAAGAUAAUUAGAUUAUAUAAACACACCCUAAUCACUUAACUUAUGAUUAAAGAUAUAAUUAUUUACAACACAAGUUAUUAUGAUCUUGUGAUGUUCAUGUGAUAUAUCUGCAGAUUGAUGGGUAAAGUUGCUUCUGAUAAAUGUCACAAGUGGGUUUUCAAAGAACCAUCUGAAUCUGAACCAAAUCUUGCUAAUUACUGGCAAAGUUCUUUUGAUGCUCUUCCUCCAGAAUGGACCGACCAAUUCGAAUCAGGCAUUCAGACAAUUGCUGUGAUUCAAGCUGGACAUGGUCUGUUACAGCUAGGUUCUUGCAAGAUUAUUCCAGAAGAUCUUCAUUUUGUGCUAAGGAUGAGGCAAAUGUUUGAAUCAAUUGGUUACAGAUCAGGUUUUUACCUCUCACAGCUCUUCUCUUCAAACCGAACCGCGACUCCAUCUUCUUCCACGGUUCCAAACCAGAUACCUCAGUCUCAAGGUUUUAACUGGGGAUCACACUCACCUUUGUUACCUUCCCCUAGCUUUCAGAACCAACUACCUGCUUCAGCUAGAUUCGGUUUCCUUCAAGAUAACAAUGUUCCUCCUCAGAUGCUUCCUCCAAUGGAAGAGCAUGAAGACGACAUCAAAUGGCCUAAUGGUUUGUCGUUGUUCAAUGCGUUGACUGGACGUGCAGAUGAAGCUAGUAGGCUUUUGUUUAACCAGGAGCAGAACCCGAUGAAUGUCGAAAACCAGAACGAGUUCUUGAACCUUGAAGGUCAUCAUCCUAACAAGUUUAGAAGAAGCUAUACAUUGCCAGCUCGAAUGGAUUCUUCGUCAUCAUCAACCUCGCUUGAUCAGCAACAACCACUGGAGUUUAGGAACAAUAACUCUGGAAGCAACUCGGGUUUGUUCCCUGACGUUAUGGAGACGUUUUUGAGGUGAUUGACAUGUUCAAGAUUCAGGUUUAAGGACAGAUUAAACUAAAAGCUCUCGAUGCUAGUUAUUAGCUUAUGCUUGUUAUAAAUACAUGAAACUCUCUGUUCGUUGUUUCUUCCUUCUUGUUGUUGUUGUUGUUAUUGUACCAUAUUGUCUGAUUGUUUCUCCUUUUAUGUCAACACUCUUUUAACAUUUGAAGAUACUUUAAAAACACGUUAUAGAUUUGGCUUUUAAGUCCU